CUGUCGUUUCUUAUGUACAGUAGGGGCCACAGUCUUCAGUGUUGUAUAUUGCUGUGAGAGUAAGUUCUUCGUCAUACUCAGUCCUCGCUUUUAACUAACAUGGCCAUGAAAGCUGUCUGCGUCCUCAAAGGCACAGGAGAAGUGACUGGCACAGUUUACUUUGAACAGCAGGGUGAUGGUGCGUCAGUGAAGGUUACCGGACAGCUCACUGGCCUGAGCCCUGGCCUGCAUGGCUUUCAUGUUCAUGCCUUUGGAGACAAUACAAAUGGGUGCAUCAGUGCAGGACCUCACUUCAACCCCCACAACAAGACCCAUGGUGGGCCAAAUGAUGAGAACAGGCAUGUUGGAGAUCUGGGUAACGUGACCGCCAAUUCCGAUGGAAUUGCUGAAGUUAACAUUGAGGACAAGCACUUGUCACUGACAGGGCCAUACUCGAUCAUUGGGAGGACCAUGGUGAUUCACGAGAAGGAGGAUGACUUGGGCACAGGCGGAAAUGAUGAAAGUCUCAAAACCGGCAAUGCAGGAGGUCGUCUGGCUUGUGGUGUGAUAGGCAUCACUCAGUAAAACCAGUGUCCCCGCUUUUAUUUUAACACUGGAACCUCAGCUAUAUGUGACCAACAUUGGUGCCCCAACUAAGCCCUUAAAGCCAAUGAAAGUAAAGUUUAUUUUUACAGAAAUAAAGAAUGGUCUUACAGUCUUCAUGUAAAUUUGUUUUGCAGCUACUUAUGUACAUUAGAUCUUGGAAGUAGUGGUGUUUCUUUUCAUGGAGUUCCCAUUCAUCCAAUAAAACUUUGGUCCGUACCACUAUUAA
Messenger RNA from Hemibagrus wyckioides, 811 nucleotides. RefSeq names its product superoxide dismutase 1, soluble (gene sod1). Gene Ontology annotation, molecular function: copper ion binding; superoxide dismutase activity. NCBI's taxonomy places the organism in Eukaryota, Metazoa, Chordata, Actinopteri, Siluriformes, Bagridae. The record is from RefSeq and is a predicted model, not a curated record. Gene Ontology annotation, biological process: removal of superoxide radicals. Gene Ontology annotation, cellular component: nucleus; peroxisome; cytosol. The transcript has 5 exons. The coding region runs from base 100 to 564 and encodes 154 amino acids.